AAUCACUACAUUGCAUCGAUUUCAUUCGUUUUUGUCCAGCAUUUAUGAAAUUUCCAAGUCAAUAACAAGAACAGAAUUGUGAGUUGAAAAAUACUGCUCUCAAUAUGCCGGCAUACCAUUCACAAAUUAAGGACUAUACACAGUCGGUGGGAAAUAUGGCAAUUUUGCCAAUUCGCACCCAAGCUCGUGGACCAGCUCCGAUCAAUCCCAGCGUAGAACAGGAUAUUAUUGAUGAAACCCUGUACUACUUCAAAGCUAAUGUGUUCUUCCGCACGUACGAGGUCAAGUCUGAGGUGGACCGUGUUUUAAUUUACAUCACGCUCUACGUGACAGAGUGUUUGAAAAAGUUGCAACGAUGUUCGAACAAAAACCAGGGUUUCCAGGAAAUGUACACGUUGGCCAUUUCGCGUUUUGACAUUCCGGGAGAAGCUGGUUUUCCGCUAAAUGCGGUGUAUGCUAGACCGAGUUCGACCGCCGAAGCAGAGCUUAUGCGACAGUAUUUGCAACAAUUACGCCAGGAGAUAGGUAUUCGAGUAUGCGAACGAGUAUUUUCUGGUGAGGAUGGCAAGCCAAAUAAAUGGUGGCUUUGUUUUGCCAAGAAGAAGUUCAUGGACAAAUCACUGUCUGGACCAGGCCAAUAAGCUUUUUAAACGAAAGCAUUGUUAGGAUAAUAUGGUAUUUCUUUUUUUACUUUCCUGUCCGCA
Messenger RNA from Anopheles nili, 704 nucleotides. RefSeq names its product actin-related protein 2/3 complex subunit 3 (gene Arpc3A). NCBI's taxonomy places the organism in Eukaryota, Metazoa, Arthropoda, Insecta, Diptera, Culicidae. The transcript has 2 exons. Gene Ontology annotation, biological process: Arp2/3 complex-mediated actin nucleation; regulation of actin filament polymerization. Gene Ontology annotation, cellular component: cytoskeleton; Arp2/3 protein complex. Gene Ontology annotation, molecular function: actin filament binding. The coding region runs from base 105 to 641 and encodes 178 amino acids. The record is from RefSeq and is a predicted model, not a curated record.